Lacerta agilis (Sand lizard) is the source of this 817-nucleotide messenger RNA. RefSeq names its product transmembrane protein 68-like. Bases 1 to 759 code for a protein of 252 amino acids. Lineage: Eukaryota; Metazoa; Chordata; Lepidosauria; Squamata; Lacertidae. Gene Ontology annotation, cellular component: membrane. Gene Ontology annotation, molecular function: acyltransferase activity. The transcript has 6 exons. The record is from RefSeq and is a predicted model, not a curated record.
AUGAAUAAGCAGCAAGAAAGUGAUGUUAUCAAAUUUUGGGAGAAACCAAGGAAACUUAUUGCUCAAGUUUAUGAUAUAUUUGGAAAGAUAUGGUAUGAUUAUGAAGUUAUUGGCAUGGAACAUCUCCCUAAAGGACCUGGGGUUAUUAUUUAUUAUCACGCAGUCACUUCUAUUGACUAUUCCCUUCUUGUGGCUAAACUUUUUAAGGAACAACUGAGAUGGUGCUUCUCAAUAAUUGAUCAUGCCAUAUAUCAGAUACCAGGGUUGAGAACGUUUUGUGAUGUGAUUGGGUUGAAAGAUUUCAGUAAAGAUGAAUGUGUGGAAAUUUUGAAGAAAGGCCAUUUUCUGGGCCUUGCACCUGGUGGAGGUAGAGAAGCAAACUUUAGUAAUGACUACAACAUAAUGUGGGGUAAACGCACAGGUUUCGCUCGGAUAGCUUUGGAGGCAAAAGUGCCCAUCAUCCCUAUUUUUACAGAAAACAGUUGUGAAACAUUCAGGAACAUUGGAAAUACAAGGUUGACAAGAUGGUUAUAUGAGAAAACACGACUUCUCUACCUUCCCAUAUAUGGAGCAUUUCCAGUGAAACUGAGGACAUAUAUUGGAGAACCCAUCCCAUACGAUCCAAAUAUAACAGCUGCAGAGCUGGCUGAAAAAACAAAGACUGCAAUUGAAAAUCUUCGGGAUAAAUACCAAAAAAGGCCAGGAAGUAUAGUAAGAGCUCUUUCAGAAAGAUUUGACAAGCAUUACAAAACUAACUAGUCCAUAUAAAACAGUUGCAGUGUUUCUGACGAGAUUUCUGUAAUAGGAAUCAUUAAUA